AUGGAUGGCGUAUCAGACCUGGUAAAUGACUCAAAAUUGAGCGUUCGGUUUUACGAAGAUCACUUCUAUAACGAAGUAUUCGAUCUUGACUCCAAAAAACCAGGAGGCCCUCUCCGUCGACGAAAGAAGGAGCAGAAAUGGAUCAGAGAAAGACGCCUUGGCCGAGGCACCUUUGGAGAUGUUUGGCUAUACAAAUGUGAUGAGGACGUGGGAACUAAAUUUCAAGCCGUCAAAGUGAUUCCCAGACUAUCACACUCGACCAAGGCUAUUGACUACACACGGGAGCUGGAAGCAAUGUUCAAGUUCUCGCAUCGAAAGUAUGAGGGCCUAUUUGUGGAAUCCUUCGGAUGGUUUGACAAUCCUCACUCCGUUUUUGUGACUAUGGAAUACAUCGAACUAGGGGAUCUAGAGCAGCACCUUGACCAACCGCUGAAGGAAGCCGAAGCUCAACAAAUCUCAUCUCAACUGCUCGAGGGACUGGAGCACAUACAUAGCAAUGGGUUCGCGCAUCGCGAUCUCAAGCCCGCGAAUAUAUUUGUCGUGCAGAAAGGCCCGCAUUGGUGGGUGAAAAUUGGCGAUUUCGGCGUCAGCAAGCGCACGAGAGAGGGCGAUUCCGCAUUUCAGACGGUAGCAGGUACACCAGGAUUCUGGGCUCCUGAGGUCAACAUGACAUUGGGGAGAGAUGACAUUCAGUACACCCCGAUGGUGGACAUCUGGUCGCUUGGAAUCAUGUUACACUACAUACUUACUGGAUGUUUGCCGUUCAGUCAGCACCUUCAGUUGCGGAAGUAUAUUCAGGACGGCCAACUCCCUACAGCGCUUUUGAAUGCUCGUGGUGUCAGUUCCGAGUGUAGAAUAUUCAUACAGAAAUUGCUGGUGGUAGAGCCUACUGCACGUUUGUCUGCAAGAGAUGGGCUACUGCAUUCGUGGAUCCAAAGCCUUUCUCAACAUUCUGAAGUCAACAAUCAAGACCUAGAGUCCGCCCAAGGCUAUCUUGGAGAUAGAAUACGGCAAAAGAACGAGGCUCUUUCACUAUCGAUACCUAAUCCACAGCCUCCCCCGAGCCAGGACGACAUUCAGGGCACCACGGCCAAGCAAUCUAAUGCGAAGUCGAUGAGAAAAGAAAAUAGAAGGCGCCGAAAAGAACAAGACACCACUAGAUUCGAACAGGAAUGCGCUUACCUUCAUUCUCGGGGCGAAGUCGCUUAUCGCAGGCUCUGGGCUUGGAAGGCAGAGAGGAUAUUUCGCAUUGUCCACAAUAAACGCAAAUCAAGAUUAGGAGCUGACCACCCACUGACACUUGAGUCUCUCCAUUGCCAAGGUAAGUCUCUAUUCCGGUUAGGAGUGGUAGACGAAGCAGAAAAAGUGCUUGGAGAGGCGUACGAAAAACGAAAGGCUAUUCUAGGCCCUUUGCACCAAGACACUCUUGAGUCUUUAUAUCAAAUAGGAUGUGGUCUGUUGUCGCAAGGGAUGGAAAAGAAGGCACUGGAACCACUAUGGGAGGUUUAUCACGCGCAAAAAGAGUUAGUCGAAUCCGGUGGUGGCGGAUCUAUGAAGUCUGUGGAAAGCCUUACCGAAUGCCUGCAAAAGCUUGGAAAGCAUACUCAGGCAUUAAAGUUGCUUCUGAGGCAUUACAAAAAGCUAAAGGCAAGACCAGACCCAUACGACUACACAUUCUUAGGAAUUGCCCAAUGCCUUGCACCAUGUCUGAGGGAGCUUAAGAGGUACGGUGAAGCGGCAAGUGUCUAUCGCGAGAUAGCCGAAUCUUGGAGGACGAAAACCGGGUUGCGCUUCCUUAUAUUCGAUCGGAUGAUUGACGGUGGCAACUGUCUUCUUGCUGGAAGGUUAUUCAAGGAGGCAGAGGUUCUGUUCACAGACCUCUACGAGCAAGAAGUGAAAUACUACGGAAUCGGUCAUUGGAAAACAUCUUACGCCGCCCAUGGCCUUGGUGCAUCUUUCUAUGGCCAAGGGGAAAUGAGAAUGGCCCAUAAAAUGUUCCGCAAAGCCUAUGAAUGUCGACGAAAAGCUUUGGGAGACGACGAUGCUCUGACUCGCGAGUCAUUGCAACGGAUGAUCGAAGCAGAAUCUGGUAUACAGAAACUCUUGAACCGAUUUUCCAGAGCUUCCAAAAGGAUGGCACUUAGCAUAGUCUAG
Molecule: messenger RNA, 2154 nt
Organism: Aspergillus fischeri NRRL 181
Lineage: Eukaryota; Fungi; Ascomycota; Eurotiomycetes; Eurotiales; Aspergillaceae
Product: putative protein kinase
Exons: 4
Coding region: 1-2154 (717 amino acids)
Biological process (GO): peptidyl-serine phosphorylation; autophagosome organization; autophagy
Cellular component (GO): autophagosome; cytoplasm
Molecular function (GO): protein serine/threonine kinase activity; protein binding; ATP binding
Source: RefSeq, a predicted model, not a curated record